Perkinsus marinus ATCC 50983 is the source of this 1272-nucleotide messenger RNA. RefSeq lists its product as hypothetical. NCBI's taxonomy places the organism in Eukaryota, Perkinsozoa, Perkinsida, Perkinsidae. The transcript has 9 exons. The coding region runs from base 1 to 1272 and encodes 423 amino acids. The record is from RefSeq and is a predicted model, not a curated record.
AUGCCUAUUGGACUCCCUUUCAAGCCGUCAUCGCUUCUUAUGCACAGGCGAAUUUUGAUGCGAGGAUUCGCCACACAGGCCUUCCAGGUCAAUGGGCAUCGUUACUGUAUUCCAGAGCAUGGCCAGCAUGUUGUUGGCAUUUGUGUUGAUGGAUGUUGUCCGGAAUAUCUCAAAGCUGCCAAGUUUCACAUGCCCAACCUUAAUCGAAAGAUCCUAGCUGAGUCGAAGGGCCAUAUGAAGAUCGUUCGAAGUGCUAUGCCGACUCUGACUAAUCCGAACAAUAUGUCGAUUGUGACCGGUGUCCCUCCUGCCAUUCACGGUAUAUCUGGCAACUAUUACUUUGAUGUCAAUACUCAGAAAGAAGUCAUGAUGACUGGUCCUGAACUGCUACGUUGCCCGACAAUAUUCCCAGAAUUUCUCAAAGUGCCGGACACUGUCGUGGUGAUCUUAACGGUGAAGCAUAAGGUAUUCACGGAGACACCCCGGGAUCUGCUGUCACCAAGAUGGAUUCAACAACUCCUUGUUAGGUUCACCAAUGGGAAGAUCGCAUCAUUCAGUGAUCUGUCCAAUGAAUGGCGAGAAGUUCCGAGCGUUUACUCUGCAGAAUCGUCUCUGUUCAUGCUCGACCUUGGUAUCGGCCUCCUGGACUUCUUGGCAUAUACACAGCCAGAGAAGCGAGUCCUUGCGUACUUCUCAACGACAGAUUUCAUUCAACAUAAGUAUGCACCAUUCGACUACGAGGCAAUGAUGUUUUAUAAAGCCCUCGAUGAGCGUCUAGGGGCCCUACAUGAACGGGGUGUAGUUAUCGGUGUUACAGCUGACCACGGCAUGAGUGACAAGACCGAUCCGAGUAUUGCACAAGAGCCUAAUGUGGUGUAUAUCGAGUCAGAGUUGGCAGCACAUGGUAUCGUUGGUGGACGAUGCAUCCUGCCAAUCACUGAUCCCUAUGUACGACACCAUGGUGCAUUGGGAGGAUAUGCGAUCGUAUAUGUCCCUCCUGAGUCAGUUGAACGCAGUUUUGGCAUUCUGGAAGAUCUCGGAAAGUACGACGAUGCUCCUUUCAUGGUAUACCGUCGUGAAGACGCUGCUGAGCUAUUCGAGCUUCCAGUUGACCGAAUAGGCGAUUUGAUCCUCGAUGGAGGCCCAAGCACAGUCUUGGGGAGAACUCCAGAAUACCACGAUUUGUCUCAGGUCGGGGUUUGCCGGGUCGAGGCUCGAGAAUUCCUAUCUUUCCACGUGUUAGGUUCCGAAGUUGCGCUCGCAUGGCUCUAG